Molecule: messenger RNA, 2457 nt
Organism: Aspergillus melleus
Lineage: Eukaryota; Fungi; Ascomycota; Eurotiomycetes; Eurotiales; Aspergillaceae
Product: CCR4-NOT core ubiquitin-protein ligase subunit MOT2
Exons: 5
Coding region: 1-2457 (818 amino acids)
Biological process (GO): protein ubiquitination
Cellular component (GO): CCR4-NOT complex
Molecular function (GO): nucleic acid binding; ubiquitin-protein transferase activity
Source: RefSeq, a predicted model, not a curated record
AUGUCAAAUCGUCAACAGAUAGACUCCGUCAUUGAUGAUGACGAUGAGUUUUGCCCUCUUUGCAUUGAAGAAUUUGAUUUGUCGGACAAAAACUUCAAGCCGUGUCCCUGCGGGUAUCAGAUCUGUCAAUUUUGCUACAACAAUAUCAAGACCCAUAGCGAAGAAGGUCGAUGCCCCAACUGCAGGCGGCCUUACGAUGACAGUACCAUACAAUAUAAGGUCCCCGACGCAGACGAAUUCAAAGCCGACUUGGCCUUGAAGCAUCGAAAGGCCGCAGCCGCGAAGAAGAAAGAAGCGGAAAGGCGCGAGAUCGAAGCAUCCAGUCGCAAGAAUUUGGCCGGUGUUCGCGUUGUGCAAAAGAACCUGGUCUACGUGAUCGGCCUCAACCCCACAAUACGUGACGAAAACCAGCUUUUGCAGACACUCCGUGGAAGAGACUACUUUGGCCAAUACGGCGACAUCGAGAAGAUCGUGGUCAGCAAGGCAAAGCCUGGCGGCAACCCCAACCAGGGUAUCGGCGUCUACGUGACCUACGCGAGGAAGUCCGAUGCUGCAACCUGUAUAACUUCGGUGGACGGGUCAGCGAACGGUGAUCGGGUCCUGAGGGCGCAAUACGGGACAACGAAAUACUGUUCUUCCUUCUUGCGUAAUGAGCAAUGCCAUAACCGGAACUGCACCUUCUUACACGAAACGGGCGAGGAUAGCGACAGCUAUAGUCGGCAGGAUCUUUCUUCGAUGAACACUCUUUCGAGCCAACGUCCGAAUGCCUCCCCUAGCGGUCCGACCCAUUCCGUUCCUUCGCACGUCACCCGCUCAUCGGCUCAGCCGAUCUCACAACCGAUGCGCCGCCAACCAAGCAAGGAUGAUGCUACCGGCAGCCGUCCGCCUGACGGGUCAGCUUUGCCGUUGUCGGCGAGCUGGGCCAACAAGGACGCUCCCAUUAACCGCACGAGGCGCGCUAGUUUGACCGGCAGCCAACCUUCGCAAAGCCCUCGACCUGCCAUGGCUACCGUUGCGACAGGAACCGAGGAGCCAAAGCGAGCCGACAAACAACCGGUGAACGCGCCGGGUCGCCAAACGCCGUCGUUGCCCAACCCACCCUCAGCCCCUCAAUCCCCCGAAGCACCUCCACCACCGUCCGAACCCGAAACGCCUCUGCUGGAUAAUUUGAUUAAGGCCGUCAACUCUCCCGAGUUCAAGUUCGUCUUCUCGACGGCUGGUCUGCCAGCAGAGGAGAUUGCUCUCAUCGAAAAUCACCCCUCGUUCAUCGAUCCAUACGGGGGUGUCAAGCGCCGGGCUAUGCGGGAGAGGGCAGAAAAGGAACGUGCCAAAAGAGAACAGGAGCUGCUGCAAUCGACCACUGCGGAAGAGGAGUCUCGCGAGAGCGGGAGUUUGCAACUUGGUGGAGAACCAGAUGAUCCUCAUCCCGUCAGAGGUCGUGGGAGUCGCGAGUCCCACGGCGCCAUUCAGCCCCCGUCCCAACAGGGCACAACCACGAACUCCACCGUCGGCUCGCCAGUUUCUGCGGCAAGCCAUCAGUUCCAAGGCCUUAAUCUUGGCGGCCGCAGCCUGACUCCUCUCCAGCAGCAACAGCUCAUGCUUCUCAAGUCCGCCAACAAUCAGCAGGCCGGCAUCGUGGAUCCGAUACAAAGUGGACUUGGCUCCGCUGCUUUUGAUCAAGCCCAAGUCCGGCAAGGCCUCUUGCAGAGUCAGAUGGCUCAGUUCAAUGCCUUGCAAGCGCAGAACCGUCAGAAUUCUCGAUUCUCUUUCGCCAACGAAGCCGGUUCUAAGAACCUUCCCAAUGUCCGCAUGCUGAACCAACAGGCGUCUUUGAUGCAGUCCGCAACACCCAAUCCCCUGGCGGCUCCCAGUCCUCAACAUGGGCUCGGCGGCAAUUUCUACACCAGUGGCGUCCAGGGCCCUCCCCCUGGGCUGAAGACGGCCGGCACGCCCCCCAUCAGCGGCGGAGGAAUGUUUGCUCAAGGGCACGGAUUCACUAGUUCCAAUCUUGGACUCGGUGGUAAUGUCGGAAAGCAGGAGGCUAAUCCGGAGUUGAUGCGCGAACUGCUGCGAGGCCGCAGCGGGACGAACCCCAGUGGACUACAGGGGCAGGAUGCCGCAAAGCGUGAGUUCAUGUUUCCUUUCCUCCAACAGCACCAGACCCCCCCUCCCCUGACUCCUGCCAAUGGCCUUCUCAGCUCUUUCUAUGGCUCUCAGGCGGGGAAUAUCUCCGAGGCUGGGUCACAGAAGCAGAAGAAGAAGGGGAAGAAGCACAGACACGCUAACACUUCCUCCGGCGGAGGCGGUGUAGUAGAUCUUGCGGACCCGAGUAUCCUGCAGGCAAGGAUGCACCAGGUGGGUGCUAAUGCAGCUGCUGGACAAGCAUUGUAUGGGAGUCAGGGUCAAGGUGGGUACAAUCACUCCAUGAUGUACGGAGGCGGGUUCAACCGUUGGUGA